AUGGGCAGGUCGUGUUCGGAGCUCCUCGCAGGCGUCGGUCUCUUUCUCUUGAAUGGCGUAGACUUGAUCGCCGGAACCGCUCUGUGCGUCUACAGUCUCGACCUCUUCACGACGGGCCACACGCCCAUGUAUCUCUAUGUCCCGCUGCUUGCAAUUGGUAGCGUCCUCGUCAUUGCGUCCGUCAUGAGCAGCUGUGGAUUGCUGUAUCAAGAGUGCUCCGUCUGCAUAGCGCUGUCGUCGAGCGUGCUCGGAUGGGUCUCGUUGGCUGAGUUGGGACUCGCUGUCGUGAUGUUGACGCAAGGCGGACGGGUCGACACGUUCUUACACGACCACAGCAAUGAACUCGAGCUCAGUGGAGAUGAGUUGGCACGAUACGAGCGUCACAAGUUCUACCCGGCGUACGCGUUGCUAUCGCUGGCGGUGAUGGAAGCUCUGCGUCAACGCUAUAGCACCACACUGCAUCGCGCACGGCUUCGUCGCCAGCACCAGUACGAGAUGCUGGCUUGA
Molecule: messenger RNA, 507 nt
Organism: Hyaloperonospora brassicae
Lineage: Eukaryota; Oomycota; Peronosporomycetes; Peronosporales; Peronosporaceae
Source: the annotation of a GenBank genome assembly